This is a messenger RNA of Solanum dulcamara, 3848 nucleotides long. Its product is annotated as sister chromatid cohesion protein PDS5 homolog D-like. Gene Ontology annotation, biological process: DNA repair; mitotic sister chromatid cohesion. The transcript has 25 exons. The record is from RefSeq and is a predicted model, not a curated record. The coding region runs from base 365 to 3598 and encodes 1077 amino acids. NCBI's taxonomy places the organism in Eukaryota, Viridiplantae, Streptophyta, Magnoliopsida, Solanales, Solanaceae. Gene Ontology annotation, cellular component: nucleus; chromatin.
AGAUCCAUUGAACUUUUUGAAACAAAAUUUUGAUGUCUUUCUGCACUUCUGCACAGAAAUAGCAUUACCAUAUUAAGCAACACUACACGAGAAAAGCACAAACACCCUAAAAAAAAGUCGUGAAUUUCAAACCCAAAAUUUGAGAAAAAACGCAAUUAAUGUGAGUGAAUCCAGUGGAGAUUACAAGUUUUGGAUGGUUCUUGACGUCAGUCAAACACAAACCCCACUUAUAUAUAGUCAGCAUUUGCUGUGUCUGAGGUUGCAUUUUCUUCCUAGAGUGUUAUUUAUUUUUGGGGUUCUUGAAAGGGCAAAUUGAUACAAGCUUCUUGGGGUUUUGAGACUGAGAGGGAAUGCUGUUGUGAAAAUGACUGAUUCUUCUUCACAGAAAGAAAUUGAGGAUGGGCUAAAAGAUUGUGGGAUUAGCCUCAGCAACCUUCCUCCUUCUACUGAAGAGCUCAUCAGUCUUCUUGAUAAAGUAGAAUAUCUGUUGAUAAAGGUAGAUCAAGCCCCUACCGAUUCAAUGAAAGAUGCCCUUCUACCAGUAAUGAAAGCUGUGGUCAGAAGUGAACUUUUAAAGCACACUGAUGCGGAUGUCAAAGUUUCUGUCGUAUCCUGUCUCAAUGAGAUUUCUAGAAUAUCUGCUCCGCAGCAGCCUUAUGACGAUGAACUAAUGAAGGAAAUCUUCCAGCUUACUGUAAGGGUAUUUGAAGAGCUGUCUCAUUCAGGCCGCCGUUAUCAUAAGGCUGUGAAUAUACUUGAAACUGUGGCAGAAGUCAAGGCCUGUAUGAUGUUGCUGGACCUUGAAUGUGAUGCAUUAGUUAUAGAGAUAUUCCAGAUGUUUCUCAGGAUCAUCAGGCUCGACCAUCCUAAUGUUGUAUUCACAAGCAUGGAAGUAAUCAUGACUCUGCUCAUUGAAGAAAGUGAUGAAAUCAAUAUGGAGCUUCUUCAGCCCCUUCUUGAUAGUCUCAGAAAGAAAAAUCAGAUCUGGUCACCUAUCUCGUCAAAGUUGGGAGAGAAGGUCCUGAAAGAAUGUGCUUCCACCGUUAGACCUUGUAUUCUAGAAGCCCUCAAGUCAAGAAGCAUGAAUCUUGAUGAUUAUGCUGAAAUUGUAGCCUCAAUAUGCAAUAAAAAGCCUGAGGGAGAACAAAUGACGGAAAAUGAAAAUGUGACUGAUGCUGUGUACCCUGAAAAAGUUGGUCCAUCUGCUGCUGUUAUCUGUGAGACACUGCUGGAGGAUGGGCCGCCUUCAAAUAAUAAUGGCACCUCUUCAAAAACAUUACAGCAUUGCAGUCAGAUGGAGCAGCUAAAGAAUACUGGUGUUAGCAGUGGCAGUCAUGGCUGCCGGUAUAGGGCUAAGAAGAAAGAUAGCAGGGAAAAUAAGGAUGUUCUGCAAUCUCAUGAUAAUAGAAAUGAAUGUAAGGUCACAUCAUGUAGCAAAAGAAAACCACGUCAGAGCUCAAGGAAGAGAGGGUCUGAUUCGAAAGGUGAUGUGGACACCACUUCUGGUCUUAACAUUGUAAAAAGAGAAGGAAACCUUACUGAUGCUGAGGAGUCAUCAGUGCAACAAAUUGAUGAAAAGAAACAGAAGAAAGAGAUUCAAGAUAUAGAAGAAUCAGGAGAUGAGGAGAUUAAACUAUCAUUUGGGGAUGAAAAUCUCUCCAGCCAACUUGCCAAGACAAAGCGCCGGAGGAAGGUUACCAUGAGAAAGGAUCAGGAUUCUAAAAGGCGUCGCUUCACCAAAAAUCAUGGAGAUGAAAUAGUUGGUUCCAGAAUAAGAGUUUGGUGGCCAUUGGACGAAACGUUCUAUGAGGGUGCAAUUUCUACAUUUGAUCCUGUGAAAAAGAUGCAUGAGAUCGCAUAUGAUGAUGGUGAAACGGAAACCUUGAAUCUGAACGAGGAGGUGUUUGAGAUUCUUGAAGACAAUCCAUCUGACAAGAAACAUGAAGCAGAUCUUCAAUGCAAUGCUGUUUCAUCUGUUCCAUCCAUGAAGAAGAAAGCAAAAAGAACCUCAAUAAAAAAGGAACCCCGAGUCUCGUCAUCCAAAAGGUCUAAAAAAAAUCCCCAAAAGUGUGACAUUGGGUCCAUGGAUAUUCCAAUUCCAGAUAAGAUGAGUGCUGCUGCUGAUGUUGGUUGUGAAACAAGCAGUGGGAAAAAAGACCUUGUGGACAAGGAAGAUAAAGAUAUGACACCGAAGCAGAGAUCCAAGACUUGCAAAGUUGCCUUACAGAGCUCACUGACACCUGAAGACCAUCCAUCUGACAAGAAGCAUGAGACAGAUCUUCAAAGCAAUGAUGUUUCAGCUGUUCUAUCCAUUAAGAAGAAAGGAAAACGAACCUCCACAAUAAAAAGGGAACCUGGAGUCUCCUCAUGCAAAAGGUCCAAAAAAAAUCCCCAAAAGAGUGACAUUGGCUCCAUGGAUAUUCCAAUUCCAGAUAUUAUGAAUGAUACUGAUGACGUUGGUUGUGAAACGAGCGGUGAGAAAAAAGAACUUGUGCACAAGGAAGAUAACGAUAUCACACAGAAACAGAGAUCCAAGACUUCCAAAGUUGCAUUAGAGAGGUCAUUGACUCUUGAAGUCCAUCCAUCUGACAAGAAGCAUGAAGAAAAUCUUCAAAGCAAUGAUGCUUCAUCUGUUCCAUGCAUGAAAAAGAAAGCAAAAAGAGCCCCCUCAACAAAAAAGGAACCUGGAGUCUCGUCAUCCAAAAGGUCUAAAAGAAAACCCCAAAAGAGUGGCGUUGAAUCCCUGGAUAUUCCAAUUCCAGAUAAGAUGAAUGAUGCUGCUGGUGUUGGUUGCGAAACAAGCAGUGGGAUAAAAGAACUUGUGGACAAGGAAGAUAACGAUAUCAUACAGAAGCAGAGAUCCAAGACUUGCAAGGUUGCCUUAGGGAGCUCAUUGACGCUUGAAGUGCACCCAUCUGACAAGAAGCAUGAAACAGAUCUUCAAAGCAAUGAUGUUUCAUCUUCUCUAUCCACGAAGAAGAAAGCAACAAGAACCUCCUCAGUAAAAAAGGAGCACAGAGUAUCUUCAUCCAAAAGGUCUAAAAGAAAAGCCGAAAAGAGUGACAAUGAGUCCCUGUAUAUUCCAAUUCCAGAUAAGAUGACUGAUGCAUCUGAUGUUGGUUGUGAAAUGAGCUCUUCAUCCAAAAGGUCUAAAAGAAAAGCCGAAAAGAGUGACAAUGAGUCCCUGGAUAUUCCAAUUCCAGAUAAGAUGACUGAUGCAUCUGAUGUUGGUUGUGAAAUGAGCUCUUCAUCCAAAAGGUCUAAAAGAAAAGCCGAAAAGAGUGACAAUGAGUCCCUGGAUAUUCCAAUUCCAGAUAAGAUGACUGAUGCAUCUGAUGUUGGUUGUGAAAUGAGCUCUUCAUCCAAAAGGUCUAAAAGAAAAGCCGAAAAGAGUGACAAUGAGUCCCUGGAUAUUCCAAUUCCAGAUAAGAUGACUGAUGCAUCUGAUGUUGGUUGUGAAAUGAGCAGUGGGAAAAAACAACUUGUGGACAAUGAAGAUGAAAUGAUCACAGAAGCAGAGUCCAAGACCUUAGAAGUUGCCUUAGAGAGCUCAUUGACACCAGUGCACUCGCAACAUUGUCAAAACAAUGGAAGCUAAAAUAUGAAGAUGUUAAAAGUUUUGUUUGGGAAAAAGUUAGUAGUCAUUAUUGUUACUAGUUCAAAUUUGAAAGCUUUGUAUCAUUAUUGAAUCCCAUAGUUCUUCUAACUUUGAAAGCUAUAAGAUCCUUAGUUGGUCAAAGCAGUUUAUUUGAAUGUACUGCUGGAGGAUUCCAUCUCAACUAAGCUCAUGGUGUUGCAUUCGCCUUUUAAGGGCUUGAGAAUGAAUAUCCAACUGCUUCUUGCUGCUA